This is a messenger RNA of Prorocentrum cordatum, 2985 nucleotides long. The record is from the annotation of a GenBank genome assembly. Lineage: Eukaryota; Dinophyceae; Prorocentrales; Prorocentraceae.
AUGUACGACUAUGGCCUGGUGGGCCGCGGCUUCCCUGACGUGACCUUGAGCCCUGACUUGUCGGUGCCGUGGAAGACGCACUGCGGGGUUCACAUCUCGGUGAUGGCAGCACGCACCCAGCGCUGGUACCGCCAGCUCGUGCUGCCGCAGCCGCUGCCGUCUCGAGAAAGGCCCUGCGCGGCCGCUGACCCAGACAGCAAGACGUCGAAGCGCAAGGCGGCCGCACGUGAGCGCAAGGUACAGCAACUUCCGUCUGACAUGCAGGAUUUGUUCGGUGAUUUCUUUGGGCCCAUGGAGGGGCCAGAUGGCAUGACGUCCUUUGGGGGCCCCCAGAGCACGCACUGCUCGCCUCCCAGGCCCGCUGGGCCAUCGGGGGUUGAGGGUACCGACUCUGGGGGCAGUCGAUCUGAUGUCGGCAGCGAGGUGGCUUUUGCUAUUGCGGCUGAGACUUGGGACGAGGCUAUGACUCAGAUCUACUGGGAAGGUGUCCCUGAACCGCAUGGUCAGGCCCCGUCUGGUUUCCUGGGCCAUCAUGCUCCCUACGAUCCUGCACGUCACUUCGCCUUCCGCUGGCAGGCUAGGGGCCGUGUGCGGGUCGAUGCUUUGCACAACCAUUGGGUCACGGUCAUGGAGAGGGCCGUGCUCCUGCAUGAGAAGGUUGACUCUGACAAGUGGAAGCAGUACUCAGGCCGUGCUCGUGGCCCUGCCUGUUGUUGGAAGCUGGUACGGUCGACUCCUGGACGUGCCCACAUGCGCAACGAGCAGGCUGAGUGGUGGGGCCUUGUUAGCACGCUGGUCACGCGCUACGUGGCCCUGGUGAGGAAUGCUUCUGACCCGCACCAGGCGGCCCAGUGCGUCGUGAAGGCGCGUCAGUUGAUCGAGCAGCUGGACGGCAAGUCGGACGAGCUGUACUUUGGCAAGAAGCAGGACCCCCAGGAGGUCUUCGUCUGGAAGGGCAUGGUGCUCAGCCUCGAUCUGGUCGAUGCUGCUGCCUUGCCUGAGCUUUUGGAGAGAACCCGCAGGUGGGCUGACCUGUCAAACGCUCGUGCCAUGAUGGCCUCCAGGUCCGCCUUCAUGAACUGGGUCCAGGAGAUUUGGUCCGCUAAACCUGGGGCCGUCCACAGGCAUGUGAAACCAGCGGAGGCCCCAGUUUGGGAAAGUAAGGACUCCUGGGGCACCGUCACUUCGGACAACCAGGCUAUGCUUCAAGGUCUGGCGAAGGAGUGGCAGGCGAUGUGGACCGACCCAGUCGACUCGCCUGAGGACGUGCUGGCGAUGAUGCAGAAGUGUUUCGAUGCGGCCAGGGAGGACCCCCUGCCCGCCAUCACGCUGCUGGACCUGGAUGCGGUGUUGCCGAGGAUCCCUGCGAGGAAGGCCAAGGGCGUGGAUUCGCUGAGCCCGUUGGAUAUCCAACGGCUACCUGAUGCAGCUCGUCAGGCCUUCGUGGACAACUUGAACGCUAUCGAGGCAGCAGGGGCUGGCCUGCAGAUUGGUUUCCCGCCGAUCAUUUUGUUGCUGGAGGUUGGCCUCUACUCCUUCCCGCGCCUGUUGAAGAAGGGCCAGAUGAUAACGGAGGCGGUGGAGGUCACCAGGUCGAUCGUCGCGGGGUCGGGGCUCGGAGUACCCUUGGCCAAAGUCAUGUUGCAUCGGCUGUUGGAGAAGGUACACCGCGAGGUCCCUCCUGCUGGUCUGUGGAGCUAUAUUGAUGACAUUGUCGGCCGCGCGGAGGGUACCAAGCAGAAGGUCAUCCGCGACCUCGAGGCGACGGCCGAUGUCAUGUCAGGUGGCCUUCGCGAGCUUCGUCUCCAGAUCUCCACCAAGACGAAGCUCGUGGCGAGCUCGGACGACCUGGGCGCGGAGCUGGAGAAGCGGCUGCGCCGCAAGGGCAUCCCUGUGGAGUUUGUGCGCGCCACGGUGGACCUGGGCUCCGACGCUGCCGCUGCCAGGGUGAGAGCCUCUGCCAGGAUGAUGAAGCGCCGCGCCCAGGCGAGGCUCAGACAACGUAAGGUGAUGAAGGUCAGGCGUCUGGCUAAGCUGCGCUUCGUGACGAAGAAGCUCUGGUCGUCAGGCGUGUACCCAGCGUCCGUCUUCGGUCAUCAGUUGAUGGGAACCCCUCCCACUACGCUGUUGGCCAUGCGACGUGACGCAGCUGCUGCGGUGGCUGGAGCAAAGCGGGGACGGUGCCUGACUACCGUGCUGCAGGCGAUCUACGGCACUGCUGAGCCUGGUGUGGAUUUACGCCGUCAGUUACUGCGUGAAUGGGUGGCCUUGUGGUUGACACAGCCCGGCCUGCACCCACGUAUCUGCAAGGUAUGGCCCAUGGUGCUGGCGAGGCUCAAGCGGGGCAAGGCCGUCUGCUGGAAGGAUGUUCGCGGUCCGAUUGCUGCACUGCAAGCGACCUUGUUGCAAGUGGGUUGGGAUCCCCAGUCGCCGUUGGUGUGGUCUCGGCCCUUAGCAGACGGCACGAUCGAUGAUUGGAUCUUCCCCUCCUUCGGUGAUGAGCAGUUCGGCACGGCGGUACUGGCCCAUUUUGAUGAUAUGCUGGGCGCUUUCAUGGAUGAUUGUGUCGCGCAGCAGUGGCAGUCAGCGGCUCAUCAUGCGGCGGGCGACGACUUGGCGGGCGGCGCCGACUUGACGACUGUGUCCAUUGAGCUGAACCGCUUCGCCAAGAGGUUGCAGUUUGACGAGUGGUCGGCGGAUGUCGCCGUGGUGAGCGGCGGCCAGUGGCCUCGUGAGAGGCAGCUCGCUGCAGGCUAUGCUUGUCCGUUGCUGUGCCCCCGCUGCAAAGAGAUGCCUGAGACUUUAGCGCACCGUAUUUGGACGUGCUCAGCUAAUUGCGGGCACGAGGACUUUUCAAAGACUGAUUUUCUGGUUCCCCAAGCCCUCGCCAGCCUGGACGCGCAGCCCGCGUUAUGGCUUCGAGGAGUCCCCUCGAAGGACCUUGUGGUGCCCAAGUUUGUGGAGAGCUCGGAGGCGGCCCAGAAG